ACACAAAUUUGUAUCUCGUCUCCCGACCUAGUAAUUUUUCCACCCUGGUAGGAGCUUAAGUUCUCCCCUUCCACAAAGGGUCAGGCACGAGAGCAACCCUAUGAAACGAAGAUCUCAUGCACUCGAAGAAGGGUUUAUAUUCUUUUUGUUAAUCUCUUCCCUGAAUCGUCUCUCUCCGCUCUUUCUUUGUUCUAUUCUGCGACAAUUUCUCUUCUUCUUUGUUUUCUAGAAUUUUAUGAACUUUUGUCAAUUAAUCAAUUAUAUUCCGUUUCAUUCUGUAAGUAUUUUUUCUGGCGACUCUUUACCUCAAGUCUUGCGUCCUCCUGAUGUGCUGUGGGUAAUUAGAGAGGCGGAGCUUUAGGGACCUUUUGUAGGUUUGGCGGACUUUAGGGUUCUGUUAAUCUUUUAUUCCCAGUAUUUAUCCUCUUGCAAUCUUGUUCGGUCUUGGCGGGAGUUUGGAUGUUGUCCGCGGCAAAUCAAGGAAGCCAAACUAUGGCUGCACUGGAUCCUAAUUCCAUGGAGAACCGUUCUGGAGAUGGAGUCAGCCAAGGACAAGCUCCUGCAAUUGCUAGUCACUACACUUGGCCUGCAUCAGCUACACAAGUUGCAAUUCCAUGGACUUACGGAGCAAAUAGUGCUCCUUUCGAAAAUACAACAACGCCGGGAUUGGUCCACAAUUAUGAUCCAUUGAGGGAUUCAACGGCCUCUGAAGGUGCUCAGGUUGCAAUGAAUUCUGUGCUCCAAACUCCGGCUUCAUCUAAUUUGGUCGCAACAAAUGGAAGUCAAUCUUAUUCUGGUUAUGUACAGAACUCUAGUUCUACUUAUGCAUAUGGGUAUGGUAACAUCCAAUAUCAAAGUAACUACUAUGGUCAACCGCAUCAGGCAAGCUAUACCCCCUAUCAACAAGCGGGAGCAAGUCAGAAUUCAGGUGCUUCUUAUCGGCCUCAUAGCUCAUUUCAGAAUACAGGCUCUUAUGCAACUCCUACAUGUUAUUCUGGCGCUUAUUUUGCUAAUGAUCAUCAGACGGCAGCGGGAUACCCAACUAGUGGCUAUUUUAACCAGACCAACUAUUGGAAUGAUGGAAGUGGUGGUGGUUACCCCCUUCAAUAUGCAAGUUAUCCAUCGUCUGAUACGAAUUCGACCCCUUCAACUAGCAAUGCAACAACUAGUUCAUUUCCUUAUCAGCAGGAGUGUAAUCAGUGGUCAACAAAUUAUGUUCCAUCUGUAACAACUGUUAAUUACAUGCCUGGAUCAGGAGGCAUGGUGGCUAGCACCGUUCCAACUGUGACAUAUUCUUUUCAAAAUGGCGUUCCCUUGUGUGCAAGUAACCAACCACCACCGCCAGGCACUACAUCAUGGAGAGGAGAUUUGGGCUCCUCCACUUUACUUGCUCCACAGGCUCGCAAUGAUGUUUUAUCUACUUUUCCGCAUGGUAGUUGGGAAGGGAAGGCUCCCACAGAGCAAAAUUACUAUCUCACUCAGAUACCUUCAGAUUUGCAGAGGGCUUCUGAGUCAAAGCUACCUUUUUAUGAAAACAAUGUUGGAAGUGAAAAAACUACAUGCGUUACUGAUCCAAGUUCUAGUUUGCAGGUUUUUCCUAUCCGUCCAGUUUCUCAAAACCCCCAACAGCCUUUGCAAACUUCCUCAACAAUGGAUACAUGUCGGGUAAGCAAAAUGCAGAUUCCAACCAAUCCUAGGAUUGCUUCGAGCUUGGUCAUGGGUAUGCCGAAACUUGACAAGGAAACUUCAACCACUAAUGCCGCAGCUAAACCAGCAUACAUCAGCAUUCAAGUGCCAAAACUUAACAAUCAGUUGUCCUCCAGUGAUGAUGCUGAUGCUGUUAUCAAGCAGGGAGCUUUCCCCCCUUCUGUUCGUGCUUAUGUGGAGAGGUGUUUCUCUCGGUGCAAGGAUGAUGCACAAAGGGCUGCCAAUAAACUUAUAUUGUCAGAGAUCAUUGCAAAGGCAAAAGAUGAUGGCACACUUUGGACAAAGAAUUGGGAUAUGGAGCCCCUUUUACCCUUGCCAAACUCUAAUUCAAGUGGAGCUGAUCAAAACAUUUUACACAGUACAAUACCAUCUCUGCCAAAAUUUCCAAGCAGACGCAUUAAAAGUCGGUGGGAGCCUGUUGCUGAGGAACAAAUAGAUCCAAAAGUUGCACCAGCCAACAACGACUCAACAAAGAUUAUUGGUUGGGCUGAAAGGAUGGUUGGGAGUCGAACACAUAAUAAUAUGGAUAAUGGUCGGAAUAGCAUGAAGUUUCCUCAACAAUCUCUUUUAAGCAAAACUCCUCAGAGGCCAGAAAAGAAGUCACGUUUUUCUGACACAGCAAACAUAAUUGAGAAUGGCAGUUCUUCAAGUGAUAGCGAUAAGGAGCAGGCUUUGACUAAACAUUAUUCUAGUGCAAUCUUGCUGGAAAAUUCUCCAGAAGAAAGGAAACGGCGUGAACAUCGAUCCAAGCGAUUUGAGAAGGGACAGGAAAGGCAGGCAGAUCUCAAGCAAUUCAAGCCAAAGGGUGCUGGAGUUGGAAAUAUAUAUUUAAGAAGAGCUAAUGCUUUGAUGCUUGCCAAGAGUUCUGAUGAUCAGUCUACAGCAGUUGAAGAUAUCUAUUGGGAUGCACUUACAGUUAAAGGAACCUGCCAGGAUGUAGAGAAACGUUAUUUGCGUCUUACAUCUGCUCCUGAUGCUGCAACUGUAAGGCCCGAAGAAGUCUUAGAGAAGGCUCUGCAUAUGGUUCAGACUUCUCAUAGGAAUUAUCUUUACAAAUGUGAUCAACUCAAGUCCAUACGUCAGGAUUUAACUGUACAAAGGAUACAAAAUGAGCUAACUGUCAAGGUGUAUGAAACCCAUGGACGGUUGGCUUUAGAAGCAGGUGAUCUGCCAGAGUUUAACCAGUGCCAGUCCCAGCUGAAAAGACUUUAUGCAGAAGGAAUCAAAGGAUGCCAGAUGGAGUUUUCAGCUUAUAAUCUCCUUUGUGCUAUUUUACACUCAAAAAAUAAAAGGGAUCUUUUAUCAUCAAUGAAAAGUUUGUCAAAUGAGGCAAAAAAGGAUGAAACUGUAAAGAAUGCUCUUGCUGUGCACUCUGCUGUUUCAUCUGGAAAUUAUGUGCUGUUUUUCAGGUUAUAUAAUUCUGCUUCAAGUUUGAUUACCAGCCUUAUGGAUCUCCACGUAGAAAAGAUGAGGUUUGAAGCUAUGAAAUGCAUUUGUAAAUCAUACAGACCAACAGUUCCUGUUACAUAUAUAGCACAUGUGUUGGGCUUCUCAACUUCAGUGAAAACAGGUGUUGAUCAUGAAAACGGUGCAAAUGGACUUGAUGAGUGUGAAGAGUGGUUGAAGGCUCAUGGUGCAGUUCUUACUUUUGAAAACAAUUCAGAACUGCAACUGGAUACAAAGGCUUCCUCGUCUACUCUUUACAUGCCAGAACCAGAGGACACUGUUGCACAUGGUGAUGCAAAUCUUGCUGUGGAUGACUUUUUCACUCGGGCUUCUUGAUGUCGCGCAAACGAGAAAAUGCCUUGAACAUGAACCUUGUACUUUUGCCAGGUAAAAUAUACAUAAAAAUUGUCAAGCAAUUGUGAUGCUCUUAUUAUUAUUAUUAUUAUUAUUUUAAUGGCGGAGUAUACAUGAAAUCAAUUGAAGGCCCAAACUUCCCAUAGAAUCGUUAGAUUUCCUUACAUGCCAGAAGUUUGGCAUAUAUAUACAUAUUUUCAGGAUCAUUACUUGUCAGUGGAGAUCUGGCCCUGGAGUUUUUGAUUGUUUUUACCUCUAAAAAACUUGUUAAGGUUGGGUCAACACAUCUGUAAAUUUCAUCAGCCCCAGCUAAAUAGAGCGGGCUCUGAGUUGUAUCAUUUGUUAUUUAUUGAUACACUUAACAUUGUCAUCAAGAUCUUAUAUCAAAUAAAUAUUCUUGCAACAUUGAA
Messenger RNA from Phalaenopsis equestris, 3917 nucleotides. Its product is annotated as SAC3 family protein A. The record is from RefSeq and is a predicted model, not a curated record. The transcript has 13 exons. Gene Ontology annotation, cellular component: nucleus. NCBI's taxonomy places the organism in Eukaryota, Viridiplantae, Streptophyta, Magnoliopsida, Asparagales, Orchidaceae. The coding region runs from base 460 to 3489 and encodes 1009 amino acids.